This is a messenger RNA of Numida meleagris (helmeted guineafowl), 4173 nucleotides long. RefSeq names its product zinc finger protein 777-like. The record is from RefSeq and is a predicted model, not a curated record. The transcript has 7 exons. The coding region runs from base 94 to 2046 and encodes 650 amino acids. Lineage: Eukaryota; Metazoa; Chordata; Aves; Galliformes; Numididae. Gene Ontology annotation, biological process: regulation of DNA-templated transcription.
GCCCGCUCUCGGCCCCGCCCAAGCAGGAGGCGCCCCCUUGCGGCCCGGAGGAGCGCGGCGGCCUCAGGGCGCGCGGUGCCGGCGGCGGCGGCCAUGUCCUGCCGGGGCCUCGCUCAGGCCUCGACGUGGAGCACACGCACCCGCAGGGCCCGGGCGGCGCAGGCUGCGGGGCAGGGUGAGGCCCAGGCCCAGCAGCUGCAGGAGCUGUGGAGCCGGACCGAGAAGGCCGAGCGGCGUCUGCUGGCCUUCGAGAACCUGGUGGGAGAGCUGGGCAGCAACCUGGCCGCCCUGGGUAACCUGCUGCAGGGCUACGGGCACCUCCAGCAGCGCCUGGACAACAUGGAGAACCUGCUGAAGAACAGGAACUUCUGGAUCCUGCGCCUUCCCCCCGGCACCCGGGGCGAGGUGCCCAAGGUACCGAUCACAUUUGAUGACAUUGCCGUGUACUUCAAUGAGCAGGAGUGGGAGAGACUGGACAGCUGGCAGAAGGACCUGUACAAAGCUGUGAUGAGGGGUAACUACGAGACCCUGAUCUCCCUGGACUAUGCCGUGUCCAAACCUGACAUCCUGUCUCGAAUUGAGAGGGGUGAAGAGCUCUGUGUCAAAGACUGUUGGGAGCCCCCGCAGACGCUUGACCCAGAUGGCCCUGAACGCCCAGGGACCAUCCAGGAUGGGCAGGAGCUCACACAGACACACAACCCAGACAGUGAGGAACCUGUGCAGACGCUCAUCCAAGAGAGUGAGGAGCCCAUACAGGGAUGCAGCAAAGACAGUGAGGAGCUGCUGAAGACAUGCCUCAAAGACAGUCAGGAGCCCACGCAGACACCAGAAGAGAUGGAGCAGAUGGAGGAGGCUUUGGGAGAAGAUGUCCGCAUGGAAGCUGACAGGGAAUUUGCUGCAUCCAAUCCUGACAUCCUGUCCCAGACUGAGAAGAAUGAAGAGCUCUGUGUCCAAGACAGUCAGGAGCCCCCACAGCCGUGCAUCCAAGACAGUCAGGAGCCCCCACAAACACUGAAAAAGACAGAGCAGAAGGAAGAGGCUUUGGGAGGAGAUAAAGCCCCUGUGAAAGGUGGCACAAAAUCUCCCAAUGUGGCGCUGCGUGUUUUGUCCGCGAGUGCACAGACACAGGAGUCGAGCAGGGAAGAUCAUCCUGAGUCAGAGGUGGAAGAGGACCCAGCAGAGUUUGGCUCUGAGGAAGUCUUUCCACUGGAAAACGAAAAGGCCUCUGAAGCGGCUUCUCCCGAAAGCGUCAAGGUGAAAGAGGAAGAGCCCAUGGCAUCGCAAGAGGCAUCUGCGCCCUCUCCUGACCCAGAGGUCCAGAGGUGCUCUGAAGGAGAGCAAGCCAAGCCCAAGAGCAAGAAGAAGCCAAGUAGGUACGCGAGCAACAGCCUGCUGAUGGGCGACUGCCGGCGCGGCUACGUGCGCGAGUGGUCGCACCCCUGCACCGAGUGCGGAAAGCGCUUCCGUCUGAAAAUCAACCUCAUCAUCCACCAGCGGAGCCACGCCAAGGAGGGGCCUUACGAAUGCACGAUAUGUGAGAUCAGCUUCACUGACAAAAAACGCUUGGUCCUUCACCAGGGCAUCCACACGCAAGAGAGGGCCUUUGCAGCCAAGGUCUGGGGGAACACCCACCCAGAAUUGAGGAUGGGGCCGAGGAGGAAGCUCUACGGGUCUCUCUACGGCAGCGCCCAGAGCCUGGGUUACAGGACGCGUGCAGGGGGGCCCUGGCUGGGCCAGGCCAAGGAGGAGCUGUCCAGACCCUAUUUCUCCCAACAGCCGGUGCCUAGCACUCAUACGAGGAGUGUGGUUAAAUGCAAUUUUUGCAAUAAGAGUCUCUCGUGCCCCUCUUCCCUCCAGCGUCACCUGAAGACCCACGCCAGGGACCGACCUUAUUGCUGCUCCACCUGCAAGAAAUGCUUCACCCGCCGAACUCACCUCGUGCGCCACGAGCAAAUACACGAACGCCAGAAAGCUCUAGAAAGCCAACAGCCCAAAGCAGCACAGCCCGUGCCUGCCACAGCAGCACCCAGAUGGCCCCAGCCCUAAGGAGCCUCAGAGGUGCCCGGCCAGAGCAUUCCUCACCUGCUAAACCAGGCACUCGAGAAGCGUCAGCUCUGCGCCUGCUGCCGCGAAAGCUGUUGAGUGAAGCACUCGUGGUGGUCGCUGCAGAACACAUACUUGCAGAUCAUCCUAGACUUGUGAUAUCCCAAGUUGGAGGGCACCCUCAAGCAUCAUCGGUUCCCGUUCAAGAACUGUCACAUCCGCUGCUAUGGUGGGAGCGCGGCCCGGCCUGUUGUGAGACUAGGAAAGAGGGUGGCAGUUUGGGAGGCAAAUGACAAAUAUCAACUGGAAGGAUCCAAAUUGCUCGUGUCCCUAGGGAGAAACCAAGCAUCAAGACAGCUUUUGCACGCGGUCGGCCACCGGGGUUCUAAACCAUUUGUCAGAUGGACUUUCCUCAGUUGUAGGAUGAAUCAAAGCCUGGAUGCUAUUAUGCAGAGCAAAUUACAGAAGCCUCCAGUGAUACAAAAUUGGCCACCUCUCAGUUUUGUGUCUGCUGGCUGAUGCGUGAGAUUUGCCCAAACUGACCUCCCCAGAUGAGCAGGUAUGUCUCCUGCAGCCCAGCAAAAGAAGUUGUAAGCAGCUGUUGAGCUCAGCCCGUAUUUCAUGCUGGAGCUGACCAUUCUGUUUUGGAAACAAAAUGUAACAGUGAAGUGGAUGGACAGAAGGUUCUCAAACUGGAAAAUCAGAAUGAAUUCCCAAUGAGCUUUUCAUUUCAGUGACUCUUUCUUGGCCACGAUGCCAGGUGGGGAAUGUGGCAUCUCUGAGAUCCCACCGUGUCCUGGCCAUGCUUGUCUGAUGACCCAUCCUGCUGAUGAAAUCCACUAAACACGAGAUCUGCUGGGGAACACCUGUCCAUUGAGCUGGAAGACAGGUAGAACAAGACAACCCACGACUCUUGGCAGGGAUGCCAUGGGUCAGAUCCCGCCAGCAACCUUCCUUUGAAGAAGGCCAGCCUUCAGAUGGCUGACAGCCCAGGGCCAGCCUCAGACGGUCACUGUAGGAAAACUUUGCAGGUAGGAUUCCUCCUGCGCUGCAGCGCAGCCCACACAGGGAUGCCCCCAGGCUCGGAUGUGUCAGGUGACACAGAAUCCCAGAAGCAUUGAGGUUGGAAGGGACCUCUGGAAAUCCUCCUGCUAACGCAGGUUCCCUAUGGUAGGUUGCACAGGAAGGUGUCCAGGCGGGUCUUGCCAUCCCAGCUGCUCUGCACAGGAGCGUUCCCUCUGCUCGCCCCCGCUGUGACAAGAAGCCAUGCACGAUCCCUCUGUAACUCACCACGUGGAAGAAUAGUUGUGCUAGCUACCUCAGGUGUCCCACAGAGAGGCAGCCUGGUAGGUGAUAAAGCCAGGCCGGAGAGGUGCUGGUGGCCCCAGGAACCACGUGAGCCACCAGGUGCACUGCUGGGAAACACGAAGCACGUGUACAGAGAGAAGUAAGUCCUGGUGGCAUCGCCACGCAGGCCAAGCUGCUUGCACUCUUUGAGUUCUUUUUCUCCAUUUAAUUAAUUGUUUGAUGUGAUUACUUGAAAUUACAAAAUGUGUGCCCCUCUCUGGGCAGGGAGCGUGGGGAAGCAGUUACCUUUAGAUUUUUCAUUCCUGGCCACCUGCAAGGACUGAAGGGCUGCAAGGUGACAUCGCCUGGGUCACGUCCCGUCGCGUGCACCCGCGGUGCAUGGGACAACAGCCGCCUCCUCGCAGGGCUGCUGGUGUCUGAGGUGCUCCAGGUCAUUCUCACACUGUCCCACGCUUGUCCCCAGCAGGGUGGCACCGUGUGCUGUGAUGCCCCGUGAGGCACAGGGGGUUGCUACCUUACAGGCUGUAAGGUGGUGGCCCGGCAGCGAGCUCUACUGCAGCGUGGGCCAACGCUGGUUGUCCCUGCCCAGGUCACUGUCACAGUGGAUCCCAGUAACUGCAGGGCAUGAGUCGGCUGGUGCAACGGUAUCGCCACACACCUCUGAGCCUGGGGGCUGCGUGGAGGAGAUGCCCCCCCCCCCCGCCCCCUCCUGCCCAGCCCGGAGCAUUCAUUUUCAAGUUGUUGUGACUGGGACCAGUGUUUUGUAGGAAAUCUCAGACCCCUUUCUCAGGCUGUGGAAUCAGUAAAAUGUUUUUGUCUGUA